Messenger RNA from Rotaria sordida, 1557 nucleotides. Lineage: Eukaryota; Metazoa; Rotifera; Eurotatoria; Philodinida; Philodinidae. The record is from the annotation of a GenBank genome assembly.
AUGACAGAGACAACGAUUAAACAAUUGGCAACCGUUUUUCCAAUAGAUGCUAAAGCGUUGGAGCCAGAUCCGAAAUUUCGACGACGUCGUUCUAUUAUUCGUGAGUUUAGUCUUAAUACUUCAACUCAUGGUAUUCCAGGUAUUGCACGUAGUCAAAAUAUACAUAAUCGAAUUUUUUGGAUAGUUUCAACACUCAUUUUUACUGGUAUUAUGCUCUUUUUUAUUGUUGAAUCAAUGAAAGCUUAUUUCAAUUAUCCAACACAAACAUCAGUAUCAUUUAUUGUCGAACGUUCACAAGCAUUUCCAGCAGUUAGUAUAUGCAAUUUUUCACCAAUUAGUUUUGAUAAUUUUAUUGAACCAUUUCUAAAUUUUACCAAAUUUCUAAAUUUGACUUAUACAAAUGAUACAAGCACCAUUUCUAUCGAACUAGUUCCUUAUAUUACUGAAUUUGUUCAAAAUUUACUAAAUGAUUCUGAGCCUGUAACUAGUUAUUUUUUUCCUUUGAAUUCAACGUUAAUCUCUUGCUUAUACAAUGGUCAACGUUGUCAAGCUAAUGAUUUUAUUCCAUUUUUUCCAUCUUCUUUUGGUCGUUGCUAUACAUUCAAUGCUAAAAUGAAGUUAAAUCAAAGUAGUGUACGAAGUACUACUGAUUUUGGAGGUAUUGGUAGAUUUGAAUUACAACUGUAUGCACACAGUCAUCAAUAUAUUCCAUAUAUUGCACGAGAUGUAUCAGUUGGCAUGAUAGCUAUGAUUCAUGAUAAUACAGAAUUACCACUUAUUGAAGUAGCUGGUAUUCAACUUGAACCUGGACGAAGACAUAAGUUAAGUUACAAAAAGAAAAUACAUGAAUUAUUAUCAUCUCCAUAUUCUGAUUGUACAAAUAAAAUUUCUCUCGUUAUACAAACAAUGUUCAAUCAAUAUGCAGAUGCUGAUUAUGCUUAUUCUCAAGUUUUAUGUUAUAUGCUAUGCAUACAAACAUACGUAUAUGAUCAAUGUGGAUGUACAGAUCCACGUCAGUGGACUGCUCGAUCUAUUAUGAUACUCGGUACCGAUCAAAUUAUUAAAGCACCUCUUUGCAACACAACCGAUCAAUGCUAUACAAAUGCAAGAACUCGUAUUACAAAUACGAUUUCAAUUUGGAAUCAAUUUUGUUCAGAUUGUUCACAAGCAUGUUCAACUGUGGAUUUUAUUAUUACAACAUCUGCAGUAUCAGCUCCAUCCGCUACUUAUAUUUUUGAUAUUAAAAAAUUCGUUGAAGAAUCUAACAUUAGAUUACCUAAAAAUUGGUCAAAUACAUGGCAAUCAGAAAUUCCAAAGAAUUAUCUUGCUGUCGAUAUUGUUUGUGAAACAACUCGUGUAGAAACUUAUACACAAGAUGCAUCAAUUAGUGGUGUUGAUCUUCUUUCAAAUGUUGGUGGUCAUACCGGUUUAUGGAUUGGUAUUAGUUUUUUAUCAAUAAUGGAACUUGUUGAAAUGCUUUAUCGACUUAUUCGAUAUGAUUAUUAUAUUCUAAAAGGAAAAAUACGAAGACGAAAUCCGGAACAGACUUUUUUUUAA